Heterobasidion irregulare TC 32-1 is the source of this 3975-nucleotide messenger RNA. RefSeq lists its product as uncharacterized. Gene Ontology annotation, biological process: DNA-templated transcription. Lineage: Eukaryota; Fungi; Basidiomycota; Agaricomycetes; Russulales; Bondarzewiaceae. Gene Ontology annotation, cellular component: RNA polymerase II, core complex. Gene Ontology annotation, molecular function: DNA-directed RNA polymerase activity; DNA binding; ribonucleoside binding. The transcript is spliced from 11 exons. The record is from RefSeq and is a predicted model, not a curated record. Bases 162 to 3857 code for a protein of 1231 amino acids.
CGCUCUUCGACAGUCUUCGUCCUCGUCUCUGCUCUUGACUUCGGUACUUUGCACCUCAUACACGACCUUGUUGGCCCUUCAUCGGUGCUUUUCACGUGUAUUCCCUCGGUUUCUGUCUGCUUCAUCUUCUGAAGUUCGUCAAUUGAGUCUCUUUGCCCAAUAUGAGCGCAGACCAAGUCACAAUUGAGGAACUUCCAAGUUACGAAGACCCUGCAUACGACGCAGAAGAGGUGGAGGAUGAUGAUGACUAUGAGGAGAUCACGCAGGAGGAUUGCUGGGCCGUCAUCUCCAGCUUCUUCGAGGAGAAGGGUCUAGUCCGACAGCAGCUUGACUCGUUUGAUGAAUUCGUUCAGAACAACAUGCAGGAGCUGGUCGACGAGAACGCAGACCUCAUCUUGGAUCAGGCGGACCAGCACACGGGCCACGCGAACGACGUGACGCGUCGCUACGAACUCCAUUUUGGCCAAAUUUUCCUUUCGCGGCCGACGGUAACGGAGGCAGAUGGCUCUGUAGUACCCGUGUUUCCUCAGGAGGCGCGUUUGCGAAAUUUGACGUACUCUGCACCGCUGUACAUCGAGGUGCAGCGGAAGUUCUCGGUUGGUCGCGAGGAUACGGAAGGCCAGCCGGGAGACAUUAUUUGGGAUGUAGAGCUGGAUGAUACAGUUGCGGAGGAGAAGCAGAAGGUGUGGGUUGGCAAGCUUCCCAUCAUGCUUCGGUCAACUUUCUGCAUCCUCUCUGAGCUCACUGAGAAAGAACUCUAUGAUCUCAAUGAGUGCCCAUACGACUCUGGAGGAUACUUCAUCAUCAACGGCUCGGAGAAGGUUCUCAUUGCCCAGGAGCGCAUGGCCACAAACCACGUCUAUGUUUUCGCAAAGGCACAGCCCUCUCCCAUCAAUUUCCUGGCCGAGAUUCGUUCUGCUGUUGAAAAAGGUGGAAAGACUAUCAGUCAGUUCCAGGUGAAAAUGUACCACCGCGGUCAGGAGAAGGCGUCUGGAAACGUCAUGAAGGCCACUAUUCCCUACAUCAAGGUCGACAUCCCAAUAUGGGUCGUCUUCCGUGCACUCGGCGUCAUCUCAGACCGUGACAUCCUAGAACAUAUCUGCUACGACAUGCAGGACUCCCAGAUGCUCGAAAUGCUAAAGCCAUGUAUCGACGACGGCUUCGUGAUUCAAGAUCGCGAGGUUGCUCUGGAUUUCAUUGGUAACCGAGGCACUACGACCGGCCUUUCGCGUGACCGCCGUGUACGAUACGCGCAGGAAAUCCUGCAGAAGGAGAUGCUGCCUCACAUCUCGAUGUCGGAAGGGUCGGAGUCAAAGAAAGCGUACUUCUUUGGAUACAUGAUCCAUCGAUUGUUACUUGCUGCCAUGGAGCGGAGAGAGUUGGACGAUCGUGAUCACUUCGGGAAGAAGAGGUUGGACCUUGCUGGCCCGCUCCUCGCGAAUCUCUUCCGGAUGCUGUUUAGAAAGUUGACGAGGGAUGUGUAUCGGUACUUGCAAAAGUGCGUCGAAACACAUAAAGACUUCAACCUGAACCUCGCUGUCAAGCACAAUACUAUCACGAAUGGUUUGAAGUAUUCUCUUGCCACAGGUAAUUGGGGUGAUCAGAAGAAGUCGAUGGCUGCGAAGGCCGGUGUUUCGCAGGUUCUGAACCGGUACACUUACGCCUCUACACUCUCACAUCUUCGCCGGUGUAACACCCCACUUGGCCGCGAAGGCAAAAUCGCGAAGCCUCGUCAACUUCACAACACACAUUGGGGAAUGGUAUGUCCGGCAGAGACGCCCGAAGGACAGGCCUGCGGUCUCGUCAAGAAUCUGGCUCUCAUGUCCACCAUCUCUGUAGGUUCCCUCUCUGCCCCUGUCAUCGAAUUCUUGGAGGAGUGGGGUCUCGAGUCCUUGGAAGAGAACGCGAACUCGGCGACACCGACAACAAAGGUUUUCGUCAACGGCGUGUGGAUGGGUGUUCACCGUGACCCGGCAAACCUGAUCAAGACGAUCAAGAAGCUGCGUCGGAAGGAUGAUAUUCAUCCUGAGGUGUCGGUCGUGCGGGAUAUCCGUGAGCGAGAGUUGCGGUUGUAUACUGAUGCUGGGCGUGUCUGUCGUCCUCUCUUCAUUGUCGAGGAUCAGCAACUUGCACUGCAGAAGAGACACGUCAGGUGGCUCAAUGCAGGUCAAAGUGAUGAUGGACAGCCGUUCAAGUGGAACAAUCUGAUCAAGUCUGGUGUCAUCGAGUUGCUCGAUGCGGAAGAAGAAGAGACUGUCAUGAUCUGUAUGACGCCAGAGGAUUUGGAGAACUCGAGGCUGCAGGGAAGUGGCAUUGAUCCUCAUGCGAACGACGGUGAGUUCGAUCCUGCGGCGCGCUUGAAGGCCGUUUCGGGGAUGAAUACACAUACUUGGACGCAUUGCGAGAUCCAUCCCAGUAUGAUCUUGGGUAUCUGUGCUAGCAUCAUUCCUUUCCCUGAUCACAACCAGUCACCACGUAAUACAUACCAAUCCGCCAUGGGCAAACAAGCCAUGGGUAUCUAUCUCACAAAUUUCCUCGUUCGUAUGGACACCAUGGCGAACAUCCUCUACUACCCACAAAAACCCCUCGCCACUACUCGUUCUAUGGAAUACCUCAAGUUCCGAGAACUCCCUGCGGGCCAGAACGCCAUCGUGGCCAUUUUGUGCUACAGUGGGUAUAACCAGGAAGAUUCCGUCAUCAUGAAUCAGAGCUCAGUCGACCGUGGUCUUUUCCGCAGUAUCUAUUAUCGGAGUUACAUGGACCUGGAGAAGAAGUCUGGUGUACAGCAGUUGGAGGAGUUCGAGAAGCCGACCAGAGAUACAACGCUUCGGAUGAAGCAUGGGACGUAUGACAAGAUCGAGGACGAUGGUCUGAUCGCUCCUGGAACUGGUGUCGCCGGAGAAGAUAUCAUCAUCGGCAAGACUGCGCCAAUACCAGCCGACAGCGAGGAACUUGGCCAACGGUUGCGGACACACACGCGUCGGGAUGUGUCGACGCCGUUGAAGAGCACAGAGAGCGGUAUUGUGGAUCAGGUAUUGAUCACAACCAACUCCGAUGGCCAAAAAUUCGUCAAAGUACGAGUCCGAUCGACUCGUAUUCCGCAGAUUGGCGACAAGUUUGCCUCUCGUCAUGGGCAGAAGGGUACCAUCGGUAUCACAUAUCGGCAAGAAGAUAUGCCCUUCACUGCCGAAGGCAUUACUCCCGAUAUCAUCAUCAAUCCCCACGCUAUUCCUUCUCGUAUGACGAUCGGACAUUUGGUUGAGUGUCUGCUCUCCAAGGUUGCCACGCUCAUCGGAAACGAGGGUGAUGCGACCCCGUUCACCGAGCUCACUGUCGAGUCGGUAUCAACAUUCUUGAAGCAGCAAGGCUAUCAGUCCCGUGGGCUGGAAGUGAUGUACCACGGACAUACAGGGCGGAAAUUACAGGCGCAGGUUUACCUUGGGCCUACAUACUAUCAGCGGCUGAAGCAUAUGGUGGACGAUAAGAUCCACUCGCGUGCGAGAGGGCCCGUGCAGAUCCUGACCAGGCAGCCGGUGGAGGGUCGUAGUCGUGAUGGUGGUCUCCGGUUCGGAGAGAUGGAGCGCGAUUGUAUGAUUUCGCAUGGUGUUGCAGGAUUCUUGAAGGAGCGUCUAUUCGAUGCUAGCGACGCGUAUCGUCUGCACGUUUGUGAUAUCUGUGGCCUCACCGCUAUUGCCAACCUGAAAAAGCAAAGCUUCGAAUGUCGCGCAUGCAAAAACAAAACGGCAUGUUCACAGCUACAUAUUCCUUAUGCGGCGAAGUUGCUGUUCCAGGAACUACAAAGCAUGAACAUCGCCGCUCGUCUUUACACGACUUCCACGGGUCGUAUACGGGAUUGAUUCCUUUCUUUGGUCAUUGUAUUUGGUUUGAUCUCGAGUUGCUAGAUAACCACCCAUGUAUUCUACUCAUUAUAAUAACACUCGCAAAAUAAAAAUACCGUUGGUGGUGAGAGCGAGC